AUGCUGUUGCUAACUUUAAUCAUCUGCUCCUGUGUUCUGCUGGUGAUUUACAUUAUGCAGCAGCUAAGUCGUGUUCGCUACACCAACAACCUGAAGCCCGUCCAGUCGGGACUACCCGUGCUCGGGCAACUGCCGAUGUUCUGGAAAAAAAGCGCCAGUCAAGCAUUCUGGGCAGUAACGCAGUGUUUCAUGCAGAUCGAUCGACUUGGAAAAUUAAUGCUGGGCCCAUUGCUGCCGGUGGCUUUGGUCACUCAACCAGACCUUUUGCAAAUUGUUUUAACCAACAGCAAUCUGUGCGGGAAACCUUUUUUCUACGAUUUCUUGCGACUGCAGGGUGGUCUCAUCACCGAAAGGUCGGUAGAAAAAUGGCGCCGUCUUCGGAAGAUCCUGAAUCCCACCUUUAACAAUCGAAUGCUGACCAGCUUUCUACCUACCAUGGAUUACCGUGCCAAUAAGAUGGUGGCAAAAUUAGUGCCUCUAGCGGAUGGACAGACGGAGGUGGAUAUCAUGAAUUUCAUUUGUGAGUGCUCACUGGAGAUGGUAUUCAGCACUACAAUGGGACGCAACGCACACGAACUGCCCGGCCAGCGAGAAUAUUUACGAAACAUAGAAAUUAUUCGAGAUCUUCUCGGAGAAAGAGUUCUAAACGCAAAUCAAUACUUCGAAGUCUUCUAUCGAAUGAGCAAUGCUUACAGGACAGACCAAACUUCGAGAGAAAUUUGCAAUAAAUUUGCAGAGAAGAUUAUCAUCGAAAGGCGCAAAGAGCUUGAAGAGGAAUCAAAUAUCGUAACUGAAAAAGAUGAAUUCAAAUCAAAAUCACUAAACUUUUUGGAUGAGGAAAUUUCCGCUCAACUACACACUAUAAUGACCGCCGCACUCGACACAUCAGCUUUGACCAUAGCCUACACCUGUCUAUUCCUUACAAUGAACCCGGAGGUACAGUCGAAAGUCCUAGCCGAGAUGAAAGAUGUAUUUCACUCACCAUCGGUGGAAGUCAACUGCGAUACUCUCAAACAGCUUGAGUACACUGAUAUGGUCAUCAAGGAAGUUCUUCGACUCUGCCCGGUUGCUCCACUUAUCGCACGUGAAACCUCGGAAGAAAUCGUGCUCGAUGGUGUUUGCAGCCCGAAGGGACAAAUUUUGGCAAUAAAUUUCUACGCCCUGCAUCGACGCAUGGACUUCUGGGGUACCGAUCCGGAACGCUUCGACCCGGAACGAUUCCGUCCGGAGGAGUGUGAAAAACGUCAUCCGUACGCCUAUCUCCCGUUCAGUGGAGGCCUUCGGAAUUGCAUCGGUAGUCGAUAUGCAGUGAAUUCGAUGCGAAUAAUGUUGCUGAGAAUUCUACAACAAUUUGAGUUGCACACCGAUCUAAAGCAAUCCGACUUGAGGUUCAAGUUUGAGAUAACAUUGAGGCUGACCGAACCACACCGGGUGCGAUUGGUGAAGAGAAAUAAAUGA
This is a messenger RNA of Wyeomyia smithii (pitcher-plant mosquito), 1458 nucleotides long. RefSeq names its product cytochrome P450 4V2-like. Bases 1 to 1458 code for a protein of 485 amino acids. NCBI's taxonomy places the organism in Eukaryota, Metazoa, Arthropoda, Insecta, Diptera, Culicidae. Gene Ontology annotation, molecular function: oxidoreductase activity, acting on paired donors, with incorporation or reduction of molecular oxygen; iron ion binding; monooxygenase activity. The transcript is spliced from 6 exons. The record is from RefSeq and is a predicted model, not a curated record.